Aspergillus luchuensis is the source of this 2655-nucleotide messenger RNA. RefSeq lists its product as uncharacterized. The record is from RefSeq and is a predicted model, not a curated record. The transcript is spliced from 2 exons. Bases 1 to 2655 code for a protein of 884 amino acids. Lineage: Eukaryota; Fungi; Ascomycota; Eurotiomycetes; Eurotiales; Aspergillaceae.
AUGUCUGCAUCGGCACCUGAUCGUCAGGAUCAAGCUGAGUUGGCUCUGAGACUGCGAAAUACCAUGGUCGCACCGGCAUCCAUUCCACAGGACCAAGUUGAGCUGCCUUUGCGACCGCGAAACACCACGAUUGCUGCAUCGGCGCCCAACAGUCAGGACGAACCUGAGCCGACUCUAGGGCAGCUUCCUCUUACAUCCGCGAUAGAUAUCUCGCAAAGCACGUUGGGACCUGUGCUUCGGAAAGAGCAGGAUGCUAUUCAAGAAAUCUGUGGAGAUUCCAUGCCGCAGGACUUGGUGUCACGAUCAAGGGCUCUUCCUUGGUGUCACACGGCCUUCGAACCGAUGAGAAUAGCAGACAUCGAGAAUCUCAGCUCCUGGGGCCAAACCGAUCCAGGUGCUUUGUUGUACAGCCCCGCUUGCAAAUUAAGACUUCAGGACGCCAGCAUAUGGUUUCUUUUGACCGACGGCCAAAUCCCCGAGCCACUAGUUCAGAAGUUUGCCCAUGCUAUCUCCGCCGCAGGUAUUCAGGGCACAGCCUGCGUGAUAACGCUAUUUGGAUAUCCGGAAAGUUCACCAUUUCGCUGCAAUGUCUCAGUUGGGAUGUCUGCGUUUGCCGUGGCUCCACAUUGCAUCUUUCUCUUCUCAGAUGUGAUAACUGGCAUAUUGUACGUGCUACAAGCCAAGGGGAAUUUCUCGACUAUACUCCAGGCAGACAAGCAGUUUGUGCCCUUUGGAGAGGGUACGAAAUGGGCGGACCUGGUGACAAUCAGAUACGACGAUCUCAAAAGAGUCAAGGUCCCCAGACCCAUCAAAAUGUCCCGGGAUAUUGUCAUACUCCCAAACGGAGUCCAUUUUGACAUGAACAGUAUUUAUACUGGCUUGAUAUCUGAGACGGACACACUUCACCUGCUAUCGAACUACGCCGCCUUAGAUGGCGUCAUCCUGGCCGCGAAGACACAGGGUCACAUUGACAAGAUUCAAAUGUGGAUUUCGAAUUCCCGUCGGACUAUGAAUUCGAUGGAUAAGAUUCUGCUUGAGCCACGUGAAGACUUAGAUGGGGAAGCAAAAAGUGUACUCCUCACCCUUCUGGCCUUUCUAGGCGAAGAUGGAUCACGACCAUGGUCUCUGUGGCAAGCAAUUCUUAAUUCAAAUCAGUCCUCAACUGCAGAGUUCAUCAAGUCAGAACUCCGUAAGCAGCAUCAAAGGAACUGGGACAAAUUUAAACAGAAUGUGAGAGCAGCUCAUGAGCAUUCUUCCCGGUUGGAGAUGACCUUUGAGGAUGUCUCGAGAAGAUUAAGCGGAUUGACUCGACGCCAGUCUUCAAUGUCCCCAAGCGAUCUAACCCCAAUGAGUUCGCCAGAUGCAGGAAAUAUGCAAUAUAUUGGAGCCGCGCUUUCGUUUCAACAGAGAAUCAGCCCACUUGCACAUCUUUCUAGGCCUCCAGCUGAUGGACCACUAGACUGCGAAUAUCUGUUUUUACCAGGAUAUAGAGACAGAAGAAACGUCGCUGCAGGAUGUGCAGUUCCCCAGCACUACCAAAAGUGCCCUAUAUGUGGGACUGUUCAGACGAUACAGUGUCUUCUCCUCCAAACCCCACGCGACUAUAAUGGCACACACCAUGUUCCACAGGCCAAUAGUUGUGCCAGGCACCGCUAUCCAAUGGUCUUGGGUAGUUACCCCGAGACGGAUAUAAUCUUGCCCCUGUCAGCGUGUGAUGCUUGCGCCUGGAUACUGCUCGAGGUUAGAGAACUGCCCAAUGGCCAGCGAGUUGAUGCUGCAUUGCCGCUGGUCUCUCUCGCCAAGGAGGUAAACCGACGGCAAUGGGUCCGAACACUUGACCGAAUAUACGAACGCCGCUUUCAUGAGAGCAUCAUUCUAUACGUCUUUCUCUCUUCCGUUUGCUUCAAGAUGCAAGACAUAUCCAAAGAUAGGGAGACUGCCUCUAGCCUAAUGGAGUGUCUUGGGUGCUGCUCCAGAGCAAUAAGCCGACUUCCUGGCGAGCCUUGGAAGGCUGGUCUUUUACCAGUCCCAGAAUCUACCUCGACUGGCAAUCAUAGAUUGCGGACGCUUGAAAGACUUUUUAUAACAGCUUUCCCUCAUUCUCACACCACCAGUCGGCUUGAAAGCUUCCUACAUUACCCUAUUGAGGCGUCCGUCGUUUUUAUCCGCAUUGCCAGUCAGAUGGAGACCAUAGCGCCACACAUGAUUGAGCUCUACGUGUGGAAGCGGUUGCUUUACCAGAUAGCCGAACAUUACGCAGCGUUGCGCAGAGAGGAAGGGCCCGAAGAGGCUGAUAUAUGCCUCAGAACCACACUCGAACAGCUUCCAUCACUUUACUCAGUUUCUGUGGCCCAGCUGGGUAGCCAUCUCCCAUCACUUGAUCAGUUCAGACGCCUGGAUAAUUACUUUGCGCCCAUUGAGACAACGACCAAGUAUAAUGCUGCUCUGGCUGUCUUUCUGCACAUCAUGCGGAAAGUCUCGAUUCUACUCCAGCAUAACCACCCUGAAGUGGGAUUAUUUGUCAAGUACAUAGAGGACUAUGGGCUCCAGGUACAGCAGGCAGACAACCAAUCUUGCAACGUAUUCGAUGAACCAACGCUAGUUGGAGGAGGUGACGUUGAGAAGAUGGUCAAGGAUGUCUAUGAGUUGCAUUGA